This is a messenger RNA of Coregonus clupeaformis (lake whitefish), 7846 nucleotides long. Its product is annotated as microtubule-associated protein 1S. The transcript has 7 exons. Gene Ontology annotation, biological process: dendrite development; microtubule cytoskeleton organization; axonogenesis. Gene Ontology annotation, cellular component: cytosol; neuronal cell body; dendrite. Lineage: Eukaryota; Metazoa; Chordata; Actinopteri; Salmoniformes; Salmonidae. The record is from RefSeq and is a predicted model, not a curated record. The coding region runs from base 4 to 4176 and encodes 1390 amino acids. Gene Ontology annotation, molecular function: actin binding; microtubule binding.
AACAUGGCGACACAACAAACUGAAGAGGUGGAAGCAAUGGAAAAUGUGAACCGAACUUUGCAUCCUGGCUUCAGCAACGACAGGUAUUCUCUGCUUGUCAUUGUCGGUGAACAUAGUCGGACUGGACUUGUGGACUACGUGGUUGCGGAGAUAGAGCGAGGCAUCCGCUCAUGGGACGUGGACCUGACAGCCUGUAACCUGGACGAGCAGCUCAAGCUCUUUGUGUCGCGACACUCUGCCUUCUUCUCAGAGGAAAUAAAAGGUCAGAGGACACUGCAGCACAGUGGAGAUGUUCUGGACACCCAGGUGAUGGUGAACCCAUCCCAUGAGUUGGUCUGCUCAGAGGUGCGCCGGCUUAUAUCUGAUGUGUCUCGCCACAAGUUGUUGGUCCUUGCUGGACAAUGUGUUGAAGAGGCAGGAGACCUGGUCUUACAAACAGGAUGUUUCUCUCUCAGUGACUUCAUUCAGAUAUUUGCUGAUGAGGAGAUUGGAGAGUUGUUGAGCUCUGCAGACCCCACACAAAAAGCUAGCCUCACGCUGAGUUGUCCCAACUCUGGGGUGUGGAAGAACUCUGUGUUGGAGAAGCACAACCUACAAGACUUCAUCGACAUCAAAACAAACCCACCAUCAGUGCUACCUGAAAUGGAAGGUCUGCAAGAGUUCACAGAAUACCUCUCAGAGUCCCUGGAGCCACAGUCUCCGUUUGAGCUGCUGGAGCCCCCCAGUACUGUGGGCUUCCUCAAACUCUCCCGCCCCUGCUGCUACGUAUUUCCAGGUGGGAGAGGAGACUCCGCUUUCUUUGCUGUUAACGGUUUCAACAUCCUGGUCAAUGGUGGGUCAGAUUCUCGCUCCUGUUUCUGGAAACUGGUUAGACAUUUAGACAGAGUUGACUCCCUGCUCCUCACCCACAUUGGUGCCGACAAUCUGCCAGGGGUGAACAGUCUUCUCCAAAGGAAAGCAGUAGAACUGGAGGAGGAACCGUCUACUGACUCUCAGAUCAAUGAGAACUGGAUGAAAAAUCUAAUUUCCCCUGAGAUUGGUGUCGUUUUCCUUAAUGCUCCAGAGAGAUUGAAGUCAUUCCGGGGUGAUCCCAAAGAACUGAGGAGCUGCGAUCAAGUGGCACUCACUUUGCAACACCUUGAAAGGCUAACAAUCAAUCCAGAACCUCUUAGUCGCUCAAAUGGACCCAGCAUUGAGCCUCUUAUUCUUUUCCAGAAGAUGGGAGUCGGUAGACUAGAGCUGUACAUUCUUAACCCAGUCAAAGGCAGUAAAGAUCUUGAUGCUUUCAUGAAGACCUGGCCCGGCAAUGGAUCUAACACAAAAGGCUCAGAGAUACCCCUGUCUUGCCUUGUCUCCAUCUCCGCUCUACUGGUGUGGCAUCCUGCCAGUCCUCAAGAGAAGAUCAUUCGAGUUCUCUUCCCUGGGUGUACUCCGCAGGCCAAGAUUCUUGAAGGAUUUGAGAAAGUAAAGCAUCUAGAAUUCCUGAAACAUCCAGCCGUGAGCCUCAGGGACCUUGAAGCAUCCAAAUCAGAUAUACAACCAAAACGUGCAGAGAGUCGGGAGAGCCUUAAGUCCCUGCCCAAGGAUUCAAGACCUAGCAGUGCCUUGCUGAAGGACAAAGUUGGACGUGGGGACGUUAAAAAGCAAGACAUGAAGACCAAACCCAAGGCCCAAAAUGACAUUGCUAAUAAAGAAGGGAAAGAAGGGGAAGAGAAGUCCAAAUUGAAGGAUGGGGAUGCUAAACAAAGACCUCCAAAGGCUGAAAAGCUUAUGACAAAGAAAGAACCUUUAAAGGAUGAGAAAAAAGAAGUAAAAAAGAAAGAUGAGAAAGCCUCCGCAGGUGUUGCCAAAAAGGAAGAGAAUUUGGAGAAAAAGAAAGAAGCAGUUAAGAAAGAACCUCUUGGUCCAAGACCAAAGAAAGACAUCAAACAUGAUCAAAAGAAAGCGAUCAAGAAGGAGGUAAAGCCAGAGGAGAAGAAACCAACAAAACCUCUCAACAAGGAUGUCAAAAAAGCAACAACUGGACCUUCAUUUGGAAACACAGAGGCAAAGCUCUUAGGUAAGAAUGGAACAUUGAAGAAGGAUGCAAUCCCCAAGAGAGACGCAUUGAACAAGGCGGCAAAGCCAAAGACUGGUAAAAAGGAGCCGGAGAAUCAAAAAUCUUCUGCCUCUGAGGGGGAUGCUGAUCGUUCCAAGAUGUCAACACCUGAAGACAUGACAGCGGAAUUCGAGAAGCUCAGAGCAGAAAAUGGAAAGUCAGAGAAAAAGACUGCUGUUGUAGUGAACACUAUAGCUGACAGUGAAGGAAUAGAGCAACCUGCGACAGAGAAUGGAUCAAGCGGUAAUGCAGAAAGGGGGGACAUCUUGGAAAGUCCACAAAAGUUCAGCUGCAUGGAGACGCUGUCAAAUCCAGAGAAAGCCCUGGGAACCACUUCGCCUCUCGCCAAAACUCCUAAAAUUGACCGCAGCGUGAACUUUAUUCUCACACCAACUGAAUACAGGCUUCUUGAUGGGGCCUUGAGAAAUGGGCAAGAAGAUGCAUGCGCCAGCUCAGAUGAGAAGACUUUAGAGUUGGUCUCCCCUGCCAACUCAGCCCCUAAUAGCGCUGGGCAUACACCUUUCCACAAAUCACCUGAAGAGGAUGCUCAGGGCUCUGGUGAGGACAGUAGUCUCAGGGGAAGGGUGCCUAGCCUUGGGUUUGAAGACUGCCACGUCAUUGGUUCUUGCAGGAACUCAGAGGUAGGCUCCUUGAGGGGGAACCUUGAAAACUUGGACAAACAAUCAAGCCUUUUGACACUGAGUCCCUUCAUGCUGCCUGACUCUGUCUCGCCCAAUAUUACCUCCAUGCCUGCUGAAAUCGGUUCCCCACACUCGACAGAAGUUGAUGAGUCUCUUUCCGUGUCUUUUGAACAGGUGCUCCCAUCUAUUGAUGAGUCACCCAAGGGAGACCAUGUGGACAAGUCCUACUCAAAUGGGCAUUUUGCAGAUUCUGACCCCAAAAUGGGGAUGUCCUUACCCUUGAGUACAUCUCAUAACAUGCGUCCACCAGGGGACGGCUCAGAGGAACGCCUUCCUGGACUACAGGGUCUUCUCCCUGACGUUCCCCAUGAUGUUGACCUCUGCCUGGUCUCACCCUGUGAAUUCAAGCACCCAAAGUCCCCAGAGAACCAACAGCAGCAUCUGUCUCUAGGGCUAGCCACCGGUAGCCCGCGAGAACUCUCAGAAGACAGCAACCACUCCCAGGAGCUAGCUAAGCCACAAAGCAGAAUUAAUAGUGAUCGACAUUCACCUCAAGGCCAGGAGACCCCUCCCACGUCUGUUAGUGAAUCCCUCAACACAGCCACAGAUUCAGACAUACCCCCUGGGACUGAAGACUGCCCCUCCAUCACUGCAGACAUGGACUCUGACGAGGACUCUGGGAAUUUCCCGCCCCACCAUCCACAUGACCAUCCCAGCUCUCACUCCUCCAACAGGGGAGCGCAACAUUCCUCUCAGGACCCUCCCCCAGCCCCAAUGAAGGAUCUACCUCCUUUGCCGCCCCAGCCCGGUACCUGCAUGGCUGACCCUGAGGCUGAUGAUCCAAGCAAGACCUCAAAGAGUGCUGCCACAAAAACCAAGAAACCAGCCGGGUUCAUACAGAGGUUAACGUCAGCCACCAGUACAACUCUGAACAGUAAGACCAAGGCUGGCAGCACAACUGCUACAUUGAAGACCACCUCAAGCCUUGACACAAGGCCUUCAUCCCGCAAUACCACUAGUGGCUCCAGACCUGGAACUGCAAAGUCAGCUUCUUCAGGUUCUCUGGGCAGUAAGGUCAGUGCAGCUGGAAUUGCACCAGUGUAUUUGGACAUGGCUUAUCUCCCCUCUGGUUGUGCCUCUGCCACCAUUGACGUGGAGUUCUUCCAACGCCUGCGCUCCUCCUGCUACAUCAUCAGUGGCGACGAGCCCCUGAAGGAGUCAGUCAUGAGACCCAUUCUCGACGCCCUACUGGAGGGAAAGACGGCCUGGCCCGAUGUGCAGGUGACCCUGAUCCCCACCUUUGACUCGCUGACGAUGCACGAGUGGUACCAGGAAACCCAUGAGAGGCAGAGGGAGCUGGGUAUCACCGUGCUGGGCAGCAACAGCACUGUGGCCAUGCAGGAGGAGACCUUCCCUGCCUGCAAAGUGGAGUUCUGAGAGAGAGAGAGCGAGAGGGAGAGUGAGAGAGAGGGGGAGGGGGGGUGAAACAAGAUGAAGCUACAAAUCCCUGCCCUCUCACCGACCAAAGUAUCUCACCCCCUUCACCUUCUCUUAAAUUGUGAUGGAUUAAUUUCCCCCAUCUAUAACUGACAAUUUCCCACCCCAGCAUGCUUCAAGUAUAGCCUGGUGGAUUAGCAGGCCUUGCUCAUCCUUUCAAUCUUAUCAAUAUAAAAAAGACCCCAGCAAACACUCUGACCCAUCUUUGUCUUGGGUACGUCUAUGCCAUGGAAAUGAAGCCUGCCAUGGAAAUGAAGGCAGAACAUGAAUAUGUCCAAGAGUCUUUGGUCUACCAACAUGAAGAAAGGUUGUUCAUUAUGAAUGAGGUGGACCUUGAAGACUGUCUAUAGUAAUCGAAGGUCCUCACAUUUCUUACCAUUAGCCAGGUAGUUGUGAUCCAAAUCCACGACAGCUCAAAGGAGACUAGUCGACAGCUGUAGGAAACCCUCUGCCUCAAUGGGACUGAACUCCUGAGUUCUUCCUUCAACAAUUAAUCAUUUCAUAGGUAUAUUUAGCCCUACACCCAUUUGCACAGUUAUCAAUUUCCACAGACGAGGGAACCGCAGUGAGUGAAGGAGUGUUACAAUAGAAUAUGAUGUCUGUCCAAGGCUGAUAAAAGGCAGAGUUGGUGUGUGUGAGGAGGUGAAUGUGGGACAGUUGUCUCCUGGUGCACAGGUAGGACAUGCAGAGACCUCAGCACUUACUGAAGGACGACGACAUGUUUCUGCAUCCCAUGUUAGUUCCAUAGACGGUCUAUGAACAUUAAGGAGAUGGCCAAUGUCUUUGAAGGUAAUGAUAUGCAUGUGAACAGAAGAAUUACCCCAACAUUGACAAAAGAAUGUCCAAGUUUCAAGAAAUCAUGUAAUGUGCAGCGUUUUUUGUGUAACAUUUAUAUCAGUCACUUUAACCCUUCAUGUAGAGCACAUACUGUAUGGGGAUACACUUUUGACAUUGUCUUUUUAAAUGAAAUAAGUACGUAAAUACUAGGUAAUGAUUUGUACUAAAAUGAAAUACUAAUAAAUAUUGGGAGAUGGAAGGCAAUAAAAUAUGUAGUGUUUUAUGUACCAACUCACAUGAUUGAAUUACAGUUUUACUACUUAAUAGUUAUUUCAUUAAAGAGGACACUGAAUGAAGUGUUAACCCUACAGUAAUAGAAAAAAAAAUAGUGAAGCACUAUGUCUACCGCCGGCAGGUCUAGCAUUUCUGAUUAUGACAAAAGUCAAGUCAGGUCAAGAAGACCCUAACUCUCGAUCUUGUUUGUAUUCAAUAAUAUUUUGCAUUAGUGCCCAGGAUAUCAACUGUAUCCAAACCCCUAUGUGAGUCCCUCUCCAAGACCAGAUUUUCUUCUAAUUGUAAAUAUACCAUAUCAAUGGGACCACUGUAUGUCACAUGUGCCAUAGAGGGUGAGCUUCACUGAAGAGGGAUACUUAGAUAUGCAAAUAGGGAAGUCAUGAGAAAUACUUUGCAAUACAUUACAUUUAUCUCCGAGUGGUUAUUAUCGUGCCGAAGUGAACUUAAGUAAAUGCUAAAACAAAAGAUGUUUAACAGGAAAGGAAAAUCAGUUAUAUCAGCAAUCGUUUGUGUAUCCGGUUAAUAGCAGUAGAAUGUACAUUAGAUAGCUUUAUCUGUGAAUGUGGACGCUUUUAGCCUAUAUCAAAACAGAUUGGGUCCAAAUGCAUGCCAGCACUGCUUCUGCUACCAUGCCCACAACAUGCAGCUUGUUGUCUAAGCACUCACUGUGUUAUAAUGCUCUUUAUUGCAAAGGAUAUUUUCAUUUUAUUCAAGGAGAAGGACUAUGAAAGUAUUUUAACCUUUAUUUUUACUUGAGUUAAAUAACUCUUAUUCUUAGAGAAAUUAACUUUUUUUUUUUUUUUACUACAGUUGAAGUUAUAGUUUUUUUUGGCAUGCAGAGUUAUACAAGCAUGCAGAUCUCACAUCGUCUUUUGUUAGUUUGUAAGUUAAAAUCAAAUUUCAAUUUUAAUGUAAAUCACGUCUGGUAUUAAAGCAAACAAAUGCCAUGGCUCAUCCAGAGCACACUGUACAUUUGAAGACAUCAUAAUCUGAAAAGGGUGUGUGCAGCCAGCCACAUUUAGCCAGAUCAUAGAAUUCCAAUUAUUUCAUAUGGAAAAAUGUAAUAUCAUUUUGUAUUUUCUUCCUUAUCUAUUCAUUAAGAAUUCUAUUUAUUAGUUUUUCCUAAAUUAUUGAGUUAUCUGUAUUAAAAAAAAUAUAUAUAUAUAUAAUCAGUAAUGUGGUGUGGCUACUUUAUCACUUACAAUCAUUUGGUUAGCAUCCGGCUGCUCACAUGAUAUCAUAAGCCAAUGGCAGGACAGAGCAAGCAGAACCGAGCUCACAUUGUCCUUCUGAAAGAACAGCAUGUGUUUUGGUACUAGCCAUAAUAAGACUGAGCCAAAAUUAUUGAUAAUGGUUUGCAUUUCAUUGGUCACUUAUUUGGAUAGAUAUUUCACACUAGUGGAGUUAUGAAUUAUAGCUCAUAGUUACCUCAACUUUGACUAAAGUAAAAUCAAUCCAUCAUGUCCAUGUAAAGAUAUGUCCAUUUAACGUGUGUGCCAUUUGUCGCCGAUUUUGGACUCCGAAUGCAUUGGUUUGGAUAUUGUUGCGGCUCUUACGCCCUCUGCUGUCCAUAACAUGUCUUGGCUAGCUGUUCUUAAAGCUGUAUCCAUAGAGAAUUAUAGAUCUUGUGGCCAAAAGGAUCGCAUGGGCAAAGGCUAUUGAGGGCUUCCACCAUUGUAAUCAACUGGAUGGGAUUUCCAACGUUUUUGGCUGAUCCCUCCUGGUGACCCCGUUGGAGUCAUGUCCACCAGGUUCACCAGGAUGGAUCAGACAAUUGUGAAGAAGAAAAUUGCCUACUUCAAAAUGGAGAUGGCCUCAAUGGCGCUGCCCAUGCUGUCAAAGACUAUAGUGGCACAGAUACAAAAAUGAGUCCUCUAUCUAUCUCUAUGUCUGUGUGUAUUUUGAAAGCCGUGUUCAGUGGUAUAUUUGGCUCAUUGGAAUAGUUCUAAAGAUUGGCCCCGUAUUUCUGUGCCACUGUGUUUCCAUCUCUGCCCCAUUAUAAUAAAAGUAUUCAAAUGAAGAUACCUCUUGUGUACAUCUGAAGAACUCCUUCAGUCACAAUAACACUUCAGUCAUAAUACAAGUGACCGUAGCACUGUGCAGGACAUAACGAGUGUACCUAUCUGUAAAUCACGCCCCCAAAUAAAUAAACCCAUUUGAGGUUAAUAUGCUCUAUUGCUCUUUGGCAGCCAAAUCGAACAGGACAUUUUGGGAGAUGGUACAUAAUUUCUUUAAAGCCAUUAUAUUUCAGUUUUAUUGUGCUAUAUUUUUCGUCGUUAUAGACACCUCUUUUCCCAUGCACUUAAAAAUGUAUGUUUGUCUAUGUCCAUACCCUGUUGGUGGUUCACACAUCACUUGCAAGUUUCUGGACUUCACCCAGUAAAUGCUAUAGAUGUCCAUAGACUGCCUCUGCUGGUUUCCGCAGUGUCAUGUGAGUGGGGUGGUUAGUUGGAUAAUGACAGUGGAUAGAUAAUUCAGUAUUGAAACACUAAUUUUCGUUUUUCUCUUUUUCAAUAAAUAUACCCCUUUUAUAAAUAGG